CAGGUUUCCUACACUGAACCAGAUCAGAGAAGGGUCAACAACCUGCCUUCUUCAACAUCAUCCCAGAUCCGCCAUGGAAGUGACGGUUUGCGGUGCAUCGACGUGGAUCGACUGCUAGAGGAGCAGCGUGCUGGUGACAGUUGGGAAAGGAACCUACGAAGAUGGGUUUGGGGGGGAUCUUUUGGGGUUCGAUUGAGGUGGACGAGUGUUGAAUGCUGGGUUUUGUUUUGUUUGGGAGUUUCAAUUUAUGGGUUUGGGGAUAUUGUGCUGGGG
This is a messenger RNA of Linum tenue, 273 nucleotides long. The record is from the annotation of a GenBank genome assembly. NCBI's taxonomy places the organism in Eukaryota, Viridiplantae, Streptophyta, Magnoliopsida, Malpighiales, Linaceae.